AUGGUUUGGGUAUAUAUGGUUGAUCGUAACUUGGCUGUGUUGAAGCCAAUAUGGAUGAAGCAAUCAGAAGAGGCAAAAAUAAAGAGCGAAGCUCAGAAAGACACAACGGCUAAAGCUGCCUUCGAGGCUACCUUCAAGGACGUUGAGAAGAAUCGAGAGCCUGCUCCUUUAUCAGAUGCUCCUUUACCAGAUAAUGAUGGUGAUGAAGAAGACUUGACUAGAAAGCCUAUUGAGAGCCAUGGUUGCAAAUCUGGUUUUGUUUCGGGUGAAUUUGGUGUUCGAUUUGUUGAUUUUAGGGGAGAACGAAGAUAG
This is a messenger RNA of Lactuca virosa, 312 nucleotides long. The record is from the annotation of a GenBank genome assembly. NCBI's taxonomy places the organism in Eukaryota, Viridiplantae, Streptophyta, Magnoliopsida, Asterales, Asteraceae.